Penicillium diatomitis is the source of this 606-nucleotide messenger RNA. Its product is annotated as bifunctional phosphatidyl-N-methylethanolamine N-methyltransferase/phosphatidyl-N-dimethylethanolamine N-methyltransferase. Lineage: Eukaryota; Fungi; Ascomycota; Eurotiomycetes; Eurotiales; Aspergillaceae. Gene Ontology annotation, molecular function: S-adenosylmethionine-dependent methyltransferase activity. The record is from RefSeq and is a predicted model, not a curated record. The coding region runs from base 1 to 606 and encodes 201 amino acids. Gene Ontology annotation, biological process: phosphatidylcholine biosynthetic process. The transcript has 5 exons.
AUGGCCAGCCUUGCAAAUUUUGUCGAUUUCUCGCCCAGGUCAUUGACCUUGGCCGCUGCGUCUAUCGCUUUUAAUCCAAUUUUCUGGAAUAUCGUUGCUCGUGCUGAGUACAACAACCAUGUUCUGACACGGCUGUUUGGCGGCCCUUAUCGAGGAUGCUACGCUUUGGCUGUCACCAUCUUUUCUCUCGGUAUCCUGCGAGACCACCUGUAUCAGGUUGCCCUCGAUGAGCAACCGUUCUACGCGCCUGUGCACCAGCCUCUCAUUGGCGGUGUCCUGUUCGUUGUCGGAUCAGUCCUGGUGUUGUCGAGUAUGUGGGCUUUGGGCGUGACUGGAACCUACCUCGGCGAUUACUUUGGCAUUCUUAUGGACGCUCCCGUUACUGGGUUCCCAUUCAACGUGACUGGCUCCCCCAUGUACUGGGGAAGCACCUUGAACUUCCUUGGUGUCGCUCUGUACAAGGGCAAAGUUGCCGGGCUUCUUCUUACAGCCCAGGUGUUUGUGCUGUACUGGUUCGCCCUCAAGUGGGAGGACCCUUUCACUGCCGAAAUCUACGCCAAGCGCGAGCGCGAGCGUGCCAAGAAGGCCGGCGGCAAGAAGCUGUAG